AUGGAUAAAUAUGUAAAAAUAGCAGGAUCAUUAGAAAAAAAGUUAAUUGGGAAAAAUUACAAUUUAAGCGAAUCUUUUAUAAAAGAGUUUGGAAGUAGAAGUGGUUUUAUAAAUUUUAUAAAUGAAGAUAAAUCAUUGUGUGGUAUUGCUUUGGUUGAUAAAGAUAUAGAACCUCAAAUUAGAAUUAUGAAUUUUGGUAAUGAACCAUUUUCAAGAUCAUAUAUAGAAAAAUCAUUAAAAAAAGCUAUGGAAUUCAGAGAAAAUUUAUCAAAUGAAAAUAAACUCGAUAUUGGAUCAAGAGCAGCAUAUAGAUUGGUUAACGAUGGUUCAGAUGGUUUAUCUGGCUUAAAUGUUGAUGUUUAUGGAGAUUAUAUUAAUAUUACUACAUUUUCAGAUUAUUGGAGUAAUUAUAUGAAUACUAUUUCAGACUAUUUAUUAAAAGAAACUGGAAAGAAAGGAGUUUAUUGGAGAAAAAAUUUAAAAAAAGUAUUACCAUCAUCAAAACAUUACAUGGGAGCAAAAUAUGAAUUGGAUGGAAAGAAUCAAAGCACAUUGACUGUUGAGGAGAAUGGUAUGAAAUUAUAUAUCGACUUAUUGGAUCCAAACUCAACCGGUUUGUUUUUAGAUCAAAGAGAAAACAAACAAAUCAUUUCAGAUUUAUUUAAAAAUAGAGAAAGUGGAUCAAUAUUAAACACAUUUGCUCAUACAUGCGCAUUUUCAUUAGCACCAAGUGUAAGAGGAUAUAAAGUUUCAUCAUACAAUAUCGAUAUCUCUGACAAAUAUUUCAAAACUGCCGAAAGAAAUUUUGCUCUAAAUGGUAUCCCUCUAAAUUUCCAUAGAUUUGUACAAAAGGAUUUGUUUACCCAGCUCGAGGAGAUGAAGCAUAAAUCAACAAGAUUCGAUGUUAUAGUAUUGGACCCACCUACUUUUGCAAGAAGUAAAAAGUUUGGUACAUUUACAACUAAAAAUAGAUAUAGGGAUUUACUCGAUUUAUCAAUACCACUAUUAAAUCCAGGUGGCUUUAUUGUAGCUUUUGCAAAUACUAGAUCAGUAAGUGAAAAUAAAUGGUUAAAGCAGAUUGGUGUCAAAGAUUACAAUGAAAGCGAAGAAACCAACAGCAAUGAGGAAUCAAUAAAGAAAAAGGGACAGAAUAUCAAAAUAGAAAAUGAAAAACAAGAAAUAGAAAGAGAAUUUGAAGAAAUUAAAGGUUUUGUUAAAACUGCAAAGCUUUCAAACGUUUCAAAGAAUGUAUUACCAUUUAAUAAAUUACCAGGAUUUAAAGCAGUUCAAUAUUUGGAUCAAGCCAUCGAUUUUAAUAUAAGAGAGGGUGACGAAAGAGUUGCUAAACAUUUAAAGGGUGUUUUAUUAAAGAAUAAAGUCGAUUAUUCAAAAACUAAAUAUUUUACGAACGAAAAUAAAAUAAAUAAAUAA
Molecule: messenger RNA, 1431 nt
Organism: Dictyostelium purpureum
Lineage: Eukaryota; Evosea; Eumycetozoa; Dictyosteliales; Dictyosteliaceae
Exons: 3
Coding region: 1-1431 (476 amino acids)
Molecular function (GO): methyltransferase activity
Source: RefSeq, a predicted model, not a curated record